This is a messenger RNA of Ophidiomyces ophidiicola, 2331 nucleotides long. RefSeq lists its product as uncharacterized. Gene Ontology annotation, molecular function: zinc ion binding; RNA polymerase II cis-regulatory region sequence-specific DNA binding; DNA-binding transcription factor activity, RNA polymerase II-specific. Gene Ontology annotation, cellular component: chromatin. Gene Ontology annotation, biological process: regulation of transcription by RNA polymerase II; DNA-templated transcription. The coding region runs from base 1 to 2331 and encodes 776 amino acids. The record is from RefSeq and is a predicted model, not a curated record. NCBI's taxonomy places the organism in Eukaryota, Fungi, Ascomycota, Eurotiomycetes, Onygenales, Onygenaceae. The transcript has 9 exons.
AUGCUGCGCGACGAUGGACCGCCCCAGGUUCCAGUGCACGCACGCCGGCUGCCACAAGGCGUAUCUGCGCAGCGAACACCUCAACCGCCACUCGCUCAUCCACAAGAAGGCCGCCUUUCUCUGCUAUCUGUGCCAGAAGCGCUUCACCCGCAAGUACGUACACAUGUAACUCCACCACACACCGCUCAGGGACACCCGCUCAUCGCCUCUUUCUCGUGCAGCGACCUGCUUAACGCGCACCUGCGCCGCCACGAGAAGCGCGGCCAGGUCGCCGACCUCUCGUCCGCCGCGCUCUCCGCCUCCGCGUCCACCGCCAGCCCGCCGCCCGCGCUAUCGCCCGCCCAUGACCGCUCGCCCGCCGACCCGCCGUCCGCCGGCCCGUCCGCCGCCCCCUCCGCUCUCUCCGCUCCCGCUCCUCCUCCUCCACCUCCGCCGCCCCCGCCCCCGCCCGCAGUGUCACCCCCCCCAGCCCCGGCGUCGUCCUCCGCUGUCCCCGCUAGCUUCCCGCCCGCCCUGCUCUCCCCCCCGCCCCCGCCUCCACCACCGCCGCCCGCGCAGUCCUUCCCGCCCGAAGAUGACUACACGUGGCUCUUCCACGGCGCCAGCCUGUUCGACCUUCCCCCCGAUGACUACCUCAAUCUGCACUUCGGCGCCGGCAUCGUGCCCAACUCUCCUCCCCCCUUCUACGCCCAACAUCUCGAACCCACUUCUGCCGCCGCCGCCGUUGCUGCUGCGUGCGACCCGCCCAAACCUACCGUCUGUGAUCAUGAGCGGCUUCUGACAGACUGCCCUAUUCUCUUAACCAGUCCGCUCCAGCACCCAUCGCAGAUCAACCGCAUCAUCCACCUAGCCCUGGACUACUGCGACGUUUAUCUGCCUCUCUUUCAUCGCCCCACCCUCGAGAUAGCCUCGUGUCCUCCAGUGUUACUUCUCGCCCUCUGCAGCUUGGGCACGUUCAAAGCUCUAGCCACUCCGCGUGUGGAGAUGUGGUUUCUCCAGUCGCUAGUGCUCGUUGAGCAUAUUGGUACCUACACCAUGGCUCGCCAUGAACACGAAAUGGCCGAGGUUGCCCAUAGUGUGAUUGUAACACUUGCUCGGCGGAAUAAUCUAUUAACAGAGAGCUGUCGCCCUGAAAGCGGCUCGCGGCAGUCUCUUGACAUGAAAUGGAGAGAUUGGGCCCAGCGAGAAUCCAUCAUCAGAAUUGCAUACACUAUCUUUUCAAAUGAUGUGCAGUAUAGCGUAUUCUUCUCGCAUCACGCUCUUCUCUCUGUUGGAAUGAUGAAACUCCCCCUUCCAAGCCCCCCGGCAGUCUGGGAAGCUACGAGCGCCAUGGAAUGGGAGACACAGCUACGACAGCUCAAAAAGUCUACGCGAUCGCGCUACUACAGUCUGGACUCAGCUGUCGAGUCGAUAAUGUCGAUGAAGGACCCUGACCAUAAACGCGAAUUCAUGCAGUGCUUUAACGUCUCGAAUCCGUUAUCGAUACACCUACUCAUCCAUGGAAUCGCCGCCGCCAUCAGUGACACCCAGUACCGUUCGGUUGCCUCAUCCGCAACCUCGGCCACCCUGAGCCUUAAGAUGGCAGAUUUUGACGAGGCUCUGCGCCAUUGGCGAUAUUGUUAUGACAAGCUCCCCGAAACGGGCCAGCAAUCCCGGGUCUCAUGGUGCUCACAGGUGAUGUAUCAUUUCUCUGCGGUGCUGCUCCGAAACAGUCUAUCAGACAUCCAGAUGGCUGCAGGCAGUGCUUACUCCUCGGGCCGUGCUGUUACCCCGCAAUGCGCGCAGGCCGCGUAUUCACGAUUAGUGUCGACGGACCCUGUCAGCCACGAUUCGUAUCUGCACGGCUUGCAAGUAGUUUGUCUAUGUCUACAAGAUUCCGAGAGUGCUCCUCCUUCGAGUUCGGGCCCCAGUAGCAUAACUCUCCCCUCGUCGACGCCCCGGCCCCUAUGGCAGACGUACGGCGCAUUCCUCGGCCUGUUAGUUCUGUGGACUCGGGCCUUGGGACUAGAACAGAAGGAAACUGCAAAAACAGAAUCGAGUACCGCACUAACCGCUCUAUCAUCGAACUCUGUCCCCGGUGCGGGUAUGUCGGCGCUGAGCAACAUGUACCAGCGUGAGGUGGCCCGCGCUAAGACUUCUCGAGAGGAAGUACAGACAUUGAAAAGCGAGCUACGACAAUUGAUUGGCAUUGUCUGCCGUCGCUUGACGGCACGACCGUGGGAAAUAUCCCACGAAGCAGCUCGCAUCUUAACAUCGAUGGGGGAGCGAGAAGCCUUGGAACAAAACUCGCUGAGCCCGGGUGAUGAACCUCGGACGAACACUGAGGCUUAG